AUGAUCUUGUCUGAUGGUGAAGUAGGGUUUAACCAGAGUGCUGUUGUUGACAUGCGUGUCGCUGCUGCUCGUCGUACAGCAUCUUGCACAUCGGCGACCACGGCAAAUCGGAGGGACACUGAUUUUCGGGAAAAGAUUCAACGCCGUGACGAGAUGUGUGUUUUCACCUCCUGGGAUGGACAGGCCUGUCAUAUAAUACCUCACUCCCGCGGAGACCAGCAGAUACAAAUGCUUUCAGAGGAGCGCUUGAUUUUACCCUCAAUUCAAGAUAUCGGCGACCUCCGAAAUGGCAUCAUGUUAUGUGACACCCUCCAUGGCUUUUUUGACAAAAGGCUCGUUGCGGUUUUGGUUACUCCCAAUGCCAUUUUAGCCCGGGAAGAUGUUCCCCAGGCGGAUCAUCCUUGUAACCCUGCGGACCUUCGCCCUGCGCUCCUCGAUAUGCGGUAUACUUUGCAAAUCAUUAAUCUCAAUGAUAGCAAGUUACACCGACUGGAACAUAAUUAUGCACCCAAUAACCGAGAUGCUAAAUUCAAGGAUGCCAGGCCGACAUCACUGCCAGAGGCUUCCCUUCUCCAUUACCUGUACGGCGCCGCCAUCCUGACAGCCUUUGGCCGUUCGGGGGUCGUAGCUUGGCAAGCGUCCGGCAAUUGGAGAACACCCCGGAAACAAUCCUACCCUGCCACGAGAUCUUUCAACGCGCGGACCUUAGAAAAUUGUACAUUGACCCGAGCGAAGCGCGAGGGAACAUCGCCUUACUCCUCAGAGUCCAAAUUGGCAGGUGGUCAUCGCAUAACAGCCGAUGAGGCCCUGGACUACAUGUCCAACAUCACGUCAAGGCAGCUGGCUUACCGGGAGCAAGCCCAGUGGGCUCAACACAAGCUUGAGAUUGACGCAUGGGUCAGUGGAUGUGCAGAAGGCAAUCCUGGGCGUACCAAGCAGGGUAAACGGAAGGGCGGUUCCAGAAAAUAA
This is a messenger RNA of Pleurotus ostreatus (oyster mushroom), 969 nucleotides long. RefSeq lists its product as uncharacterized. Bases 1 to 969 code for a protein of 322 amino acids. The record is from RefSeq and is a predicted model, not a curated record. NCBI's taxonomy places the organism in Eukaryota, Fungi, Basidiomycota, Agaricomycetes, Agaricales, Pleurotaceae. The transcript is spliced from 3 exons.